AUGUCAUCUACUUUGGCGAGCCUUGCCGCCCUGACGACAGUGUUUACGCCUCCUCCAUCUUGCGCAGGUCGGUACGCUGUCUUCAUCGGCAGCCCAACACCAAUUGGAGGGGCCCUGAGCACCAACACGCCGAGUAGCGGGUGGAUAGACCCCUCAUUCUCAUCAUGCGUUCCACCAGAGUACACAAACACGUAUCCAACGUUCAGCCCAGGCGUAUGCCCCUCGGGAAUGAGUAUCAUUUCGUCGGCCUCAGAUGUCCAGGGCUCUAGGACGAUAUGGACUGGCGCGUGUUGCCAGAGCGGGUUUGAAACCAUGGAAAUCGACCCCAGAUAUAUCUGCACAUCCUCCGUCACCACGCCAAUGGGGUUCUUGUUGGACCCAAACAUCUCGACUACAGACAUCUACACCACCAUGUCCAACCUCCAGAUUGAGCAUGACCAGUUAAUGGUGGUGUGGGAGGAGUCGGACCUCGCAGCUCUGCCAACCAACGUCGCAGUCCAGUACGCCUCCAUAAUGGGUGUCGUAGUGCCAACUCCAAGCUCAAGCGAGGAAGAAGAUACAACCAGUUCCCUACAACCAGCUGGCACAAGCGUCGCUCCGCAGGUAGCAAUAACGACAAGCUCAUCUGAAUCUCUAGCAGGAAGCCAAGGAGCAUCGAGUCCACGCUCUGCUACGGGCGAGCUGACUGAUUUUCCACAAGCGACCGCUGCCAAAGUUUCAUCUUCCGUUUUUGGCAAGGAAACCAAUCAGCUGGUCAUUUGGACGUGCUUAGCACUCAUUUUGAAGCUGAUGUUCAGCAUCGGAUGA
Molecule: messenger RNA, 807 nt
Organism: Neoarthrinium moseri
Lineage: Eukaryota; Fungi; Ascomycota; Sordariomycetes; Amphisphaeriales; Apiosporaceae
Exons: 2
Coding region: 1-807 (268 amino acids)
Source: RefSeq, a predicted model, not a curated record